Haemonchus placei is the source of this 960-nucleotide messenger RNA. NCBI's taxonomy places the organism in Eukaryota, Metazoa, Nematoda, Chromadorea, Rhabditida, Trichostrongylidae. The record is from the annotation of a GenBank genome assembly.
AUGGCUCGAGUGUUUUGCAUGUGGUUUGCUCUCUUCUCCUUAUACGCUGGUUGCGUCAGUGGCAUCUUGCGGGUGAUGACGUUCAAUAUUUGGUUGUCUGGAGCUUCAGUGCACAAUGGUCUUCAGAAGAUUGCCAAACAUAUUCUUCUAGUGAAUCCAGACAUUGUAGCACUCCAGGAAGUGGAGAAUGAACACGUCAUUGGUAAUCUCACUCAAAUGCUUGGCGAGCAAUGGACUGGUGUGCAACAUAGGAAUCGAACUCCACCAGACACCGCAAUCCUGACUAGGCACGAGUUUCAUCCACAUUCCUACACUGAUACUAGUACCGGUAUAGGAAUACGAAUUGUCGUCGAUUCAUUGAUUUUUGUCAAUUUUUGGUCGGUGCAUCUGGACUAUCUCUCAUAUGGACCGUAUGCAGCAUACAACAAGAUGGUUACAUCAAUUGAUCAAAUACUUGCAGGAGAGAGGCCUAGUCACUAUUUAGGGAGAGAGCAGAACGUAGAAGAGCUGAGAAACAAUUCAAGGAUGACAGCUUGGAGAAGGAAAUCCGAUAUAGUACCUGUGAUUGUCGGAGGAGAUUUCAAUUCACCAUCACAUCUUGACUGGACCGACAAAACGAGGGACUUACAUGGCGGAUGGGAAGUAGAAUGGCCAGCAACGAAGAUCAUGCAAGAAAUGAAUUUUACUGAUUCGUUUAGAGAGCUCUAUCCGGAUUCUGAUUUGGAACCAGGGCACACUUGGUCAACUGUUAAUAAAUACAAUCCGGAGUGGGACUUCACUAUUCCUGAACCACAAGAUCGCAUCGAUUUCAUCUUUUAUCAAGGAAAAAUCACACCUGUUCGAUCGUACCUUUACUCUGGCAGUGAGCCUUUGAAGCCCAUUCCUCAUCACAAGGACAAUGACUAUCCAUCAGAUCACUACGCUCUUAUUACAGAGUUCGAUAUUGACGAGCUACUGUGA